CUAGGGACCGACUGCCCCAAGGUCGCAUAGCUCCCUCCACCCCCCCUUCCCCGGCCUUGGCCUCUUCAGAUCCUAAGGCCCCUGUACCUUCAAUCCUAGAACCUUAACAUCGUUGACCCUUUCAGGCUUAGCACUGGUGACAUUCACAAUCCGAGACUCCUAGCGCUCUCCGCGCUCCCAGCGCCAGAUCCUCAGCAACAUGGAUCCUUCUGGUCCUAGAACCUUAGCACUGGCCACCCUUCUGGUCCUAGAAUAUUAGUAUUGGAUCCUUCUGGUCCUAGAACGUUAGCACCGGCCAUCCUUCUGGUCCUAGAACGUUAGCACCGGCCAUCCUACUGGUCCUAGAAUCUUAGCAUUGUUGAUCCUUCCAGUCCAAGAACCUUAGAAUAGUCAACACUUACGCUCUUGGAAUCUUAGCACUGCCCACCCUUUCAGUCCUAGAAACUUAGCACCAAUGACCCUUCUUUGUCUUGACGCUGUUGACCCUUAGGAUUCUAGAACCCUUACACUGCUCCCGCCUUGGACCCUAGGGCAUUAGCCCUGGUGACUCUUCCAGUCUUAGAACUUUAGACUUGAUGACACUUUCAAUCUUAGAAUUUAGCACCAAUGAGCCUUCGAAACCUAAACCUUAGCUUCAUCCCCUGUUGGGAUCCCAGACCCUUGACUCUUACAGUUUUAGGACGGUAGCACUUUUGGCCCCUAGAAGUCUAUACACGUAGAACCUGAAUACCAUUGAAUGUCCCAGUCCUAGACUCAUAACCAUUGAGCCUUUGAAUCUGAAAACACAUCCAUCAUUGUGGCUGGGGGACGGAAUAUGGUGAUUAGCUAUGACUGGGUCGAUACCAAUUCCAGGGAAAAGUGAGUUAGCCACACCCAAACUGCACAUUGGAAGGUGAAGGCAGUGGGUGGUUCCUCAAACAAAAUCAGGAUGCUGUCACCAGAAGAAUGGGACGUUUUGGGAAUCCCACUUGGGAGUACGUGUUGAUGACAUUCACACCCCAUCCGUGAGGGAUGGAGGGGGGAUAGGGGAGUGUGGAAUGGUAAGACCUGAGUGAAGUCUGAUUUGCAGGGCUUCUGGCCAAGAAGAAGCCAUUGGCAAAAAGCCUGUGUGGGUGUGUGGGGAGGGGUGGGCAGGCACAGGCUGGGGAAGGCAAAAACACAGAAGUGGGAGUGAGGGCUGCACUGGUCGGGACUAGGAGCGGAGGUGGAAGAAAGCUUCCGUCUGCUGAAGCUCUAGUGGGUGAGACCUUGCGUGUCAGAUCAUCAAGCCUGGACUUGACCCCUGCAAGUCCUGCCCGGACACCAUCCAUCAGGGAGCUGACUCAGAGAGCUGGAGCCAGGGGAGCAACAAUUCCAGAGACUUCCUUUGAGGGAUGAGCAAAGCUGGCCUCAAGAGAGGAAGGGAGUGGCCCAGAGAGGUGCUAGGUCUGGUGGACAUGGUCGCCUUGGAGAACGGGGAACUGGGGUCCCUUCUGUCCCCUGGCACCCUUCGUGGCUUGGAGGAUGAAUGUGUCACAGAUGUUAAGGCGCAGACUCGGGCAGCCCUGCUUCGAGUGCUACAGGAGGACGAGGAGCACUGGGGGAGUGCGGAGGACUGGUCCAGCAGCCUGGCACAGGAUGUGUGUGAGCUGCUGGAAGAACACACGGAGCGAGCGCCCCGCAUCAGCCAGGAGUUUGGGGAGCGGAUGGCCCACUGCUGCCUCGGGGGGCUGGCAGAAUUCCUGCAGAGCUUCCAGCAGCGCGUGGAAAGAUUCCAUGAGAACCCAGGAGUCCGGGAGCUGCUACCCGACACUUAUAUCAGCAGGACCAUCUCCCUGGUCAAUUGUGGGCCCCUCCUGAGGGCUCUGGCGGAGCGCCUGGCCCGGGUGGGGCCCCCUGAAAGUGAGCCGGCCCGGGAAGCAGCUGCCAGUGCUCUGGAUCGUGUGACCCGGCUCUGCCACCGUGUCCUGACCGACCUGCUGUUCCAGGAGUUGCAGCCGCACUUCAACAAGCUGAUGCGCAGGAAGUGGCUGAGCAGCUCUGAGGCCCUGGAUGGCAUCGUGGGCACGCUGGGCGCUAAGGCCCUGGCCCUGCGCAGGAUGCAGGAUGAGCCUUACCAGGCGCUGGUGGCCGAGCUGCACCGGCGGGCGCUGAUCGAGUACGUGCGGCCCCUGUUUCGCGGGCGCCUGCGCUGCGGCUCCACGCGGACCCGCAGCCGCGUGGCCGGGAGGCUCCGGGAGGACGCGGCGCAGCUGCAGAGGCUGUUCAGGCGCCUGGAGUCCCAGGCCUCGUGGCUGGACGCCGUGGUGCCCCGUUUGGCCGAAGUUCUGCAUCUGGAAGACACGCCCAGCAUCCAGAUGGAGGUGGGGAUGCUGGUGCGGGACUACCCAGACAUCAGGCAGAAGCACGUGGCCACCCUCCUCGACAUCCGUGGCCUGCGCCACACAGUUGCCCGCCAUGAGAUCCUGGCGGUGGCCCGGGACCUGGAACUGUCAGAGGGGGGAGCUCUGUCACCCUCUCGGGACCAUGCCUUCUUCGCAGACAUCCCUGUGCCCCGGCCACCUUUCUGCCUCAGCCUCCCUCUCUCCCUGGGCUGCAUCCCCCUCUCCCGGCUGGCCCAUCUGCCCUGGCCUCGGCCUCCGUCCGCAUCACAGCCCCGGGCCCAGCACUGAGACACUCCAGGCUCCGCCUGGGCACCACCCCACAUCUCUGCUGCUGACAAACCGUCCUCCUGGCUCCCUGCCUGGGACCACAGACCUCUGGGCGGGAGAGAUCCUUCAGGGUCUCCUCACCUACCCUCAAACGCCCUGUCCAGAAGAGAAACAGGCCCGAAGGAGCAGGACUUGUCCACGGCCACGAAGCCCGCCCCCAGCACCACCUCUCUAGCCCAGUGUGUGGUGCGUGGCGUUUUGGAAGGCUCUCCAGAAAUAUCCCAAGCCCCCCCUUUCCCCUCACCUCAAGGUCUGGCCUCAAGCCAAUGUAUUAAGGAACGUACGAUACUUAGAAUAAAGAGGUUUCUAUUUAACACAA
This is a messenger RNA of Vicugna pacos (alpaca), 3009 nucleotides long. Lineage: Eukaryota; Metazoa; Chordata; Mammalia; Artiodactyla; Camelidae. The record is from RefSeq and is a predicted model, not a curated record.